Lingula anatina is the source of this 4550-nucleotide messenger RNA. RefSeq names its product structural maintenance of chromosomes protein 1A. The record is from RefSeq and is a predicted model, not a curated record. Gene Ontology annotation, cellular component: chromosome; cohesin complex; nucleus. NCBI's taxonomy places the organism in Eukaryota, Metazoa, Brachiopoda, Lingulata, Lingulida, Lingulidae. Gene Ontology annotation, molecular function: ATP hydrolysis activity; protein binding; DNA binding. Gene Ontology annotation, biological process: sister chromatid cohesion.
AUUACUGACACUUUGUUCCCGCGAAAUGUAGGUCGCCGCAAAUCAAGCGAAUUUAUUGUUUUGUUUGUAUCUAUAAGUGGAAAUCGAUCGCAGUCAUUUAGCUGGUGCAGGAAGCUGGCAAUAUCUCCAAGAUGCCAGGCUUCCUAAAAUACAUAGAGCUGGACAAUUUCAAGUCCUACAAAGGAAAACAGACGAUCGGCCCCUUCCACCAAUUCACAGCGACAAUCGGUCCAAAUGGGUCAGGCAAGUCCAAUUUGAUGGAUGCCAUCAGUUUUGUACUGGGUGAGAAGACCAGCAAUCUUAGAGUGAAGAAACUGAGCGAUCUGAUCCAUGGUGCUCCUAUAGGACAACCAGCUGCUCACCGCGCCACCGUCACUGCCGUGUACUGUGAGGAAGAUGGUACAGAGACACACUUCUCUAGAAUCAUUGUGGGGAGCUCCUCUGAGUACAAGAUUAAUGGGAAGGCAGUCUCAGCAACCCAGUACAGUGGAGAGUUGGAAAAGAUAGGAAUUCUGAUGAAGCAGAAGAAUUUCCUGGUGUUCCAAGGCACAGUGGAGUCCAUUGCUAUGAAGAAUGCCAAGGAGAGAACACAGAUGUUUGAGGAAAUGAGCAGGUCUGGGGAGUUAAAGGAAGAGUACGACAGAUGUAAAGCCGAGAUGAUGAAGGCAGAAGAGGACACCCAGUUCAACUACCAGAAAAAGAAAGGCAUUGCGGCCGAGAAGAAGGAAGCUAAGAUGGAGAAGGAAGAGGCUCAGAGGUACCAGAAACUACAAGAACAACUGGUUGAAAAGCAACUGGAAAUGCAUUUGUUCAAGCUGUAUUAUAAUGAGAGGGACAUCGAUGGUCUCAAUGAGGAGAUGUCCCAUAAGAACGCCAUCCUGGAGAAAAGUCAGAGGAAGCGGGAGAGGAUAGAGGAGGAGAUGAGAGAGAAGAAGAAAGAACAAGGCAAACUCGGCCGAGAGCUGCAGAAGAUUGAGCAGAAGAUAAAAGAGUCGGAGGUAGAACUUAACAAAAAGAAACCCCUGUAUAUAAAAGCUAAGGAGAAGACGGCACAUAUGAUAAAGAAACUUGAAAGUGCUAGAAAAUCCCUGAAGCAAGCAGCCAAGUCCCACGACAGCCAUGAACACGAGAUCAAGGUGCUGGAAGAUGAGCUGGAGGAGGUGGAGAGAAAGAGACAGGAGUACGAGGAAAGCUUGGAGGAGGAAUCUCAGUCCCAGGGCAGAGACUUACAGCUAGAGGAGUCACAGGUAAAAGAAUACAACCGUUUGAAAGAGGAGGCAGGUAAACGAGCAGCUGCCCAUCUUCAGGAGUUAGAAUCGGUCAACCGUGAGCAGAAACUUGACCAGGACAAACUGGACAAUGAGAACAGAAAGAGAAAUGAGCUGAUGGCCAAAGUGAAACAGAAAGAAAAUGAGGUGGAGGAGAACAAAAAGAGGGUGGACAAACUGACAGAAUAUAUCAAGACCAGUAACAGUUCCAUUGCUGAACAGAAGAAGAUAGAGGAUGAACUGUCUGGAGAGGUGGAGACAGCCAACGCCAGGGUAGCCGAGAUCAAUAAAGAAUUAGAGUCUGUCAUUGAACAGCUGGGAGAGGCUAGGGUGGAUAGACAUGAAUCCUCAAGGCAAACAAGAAGAGCUGAACUCCUGGAAAAUUUGAAGAGACUGUUCCCUGGAGUGCAUGGGCGCCUGAUAGACCUGUGUGAGCCCAGUCAUAAGAGGUACCAGAUCGCCAUCACUAAGGUGCUGGGCAAAUACAUGGACGCCAUAGUGUGUGACAGCGAGAAGACAGCCAAAGACAGCAUUCAGUACAUGAAGGAGCAGAGGAUUGAGCCAGAGACAUUCCUCCCCUUGGAUUAUAUUGAAGUUAGGCCAGUCAAUGAGAAGUUAAGAGAGAUCCGAGAGCCCCGUAAUGUGAAGUUGGUCCUGGAUGUCAUCCGCUAUGAGAUCCCCAGUAUCAAGAAGGCGUUGCUGUUUGCAUGUGGCAGUGCCCUGGUGUGUGAGACCAUAGAAGAUGCCAGGAGGGUCGCUUUUGGGGGACAGGAGAGACAUAAGACAGUAGCACUGGAUGGUACACUGUUCCAGAAGUCAGGUGUCAUUUCUGGAGGUGCUAGUGACCUGAAGGCGCGGGCCAGGAGAUGGGACGAGAAGCAGCUGAGCCAGCUGAAGGCAAGGAAGGACAAGUUGACUGAUGAACUCAAGGAACAGAUGAAGAAGAAGAGGAAAGAGUCAGAACUGAACAAUGCCAAGUCACAGAUCAAAGGACUGGAGACCCGCCUCAAGUAUUCUGCCACUGAUAGAGAUAACACUGAUCGGCAGAUGAGGAAGAACCAAGAAGAUAUCAUCAACUACACACAGCAGUAUGAGACCUUUGAGCCCAGAAUCCUGGAGAUAGAGGCGCGUAUGAACCAGCGUGCGGAGGAGAUUCGUCAUAUCAAGGACAAGAUGAACAGAGUGGAGGACGUGGUGUUCAGAGAUUUCUGUGCUCAGAUUGGAGUGGACAAUAUUAGGCAAUAUGAGGAGAGAGAGCUACGAGCACAACAAGAGCGCUACAAGAAGAGGCUGGAAUUUGAUGACCAGAAGUCCCGUCUGCAGAAUCAGCUGGAAUACGAGAGGUCGCGGGACUCCCUGGCCAGUGUGAAGAAGUGGGAACGUCUCAUCAAGGAAGAUGAAAAUGAAUUGGAAAAGUUGAAGAAGGAUGAAGCUAGGCAGAUGAAGGUCAUAGAUGAAGAAAUGCAGAACGCGGAACAGAUGAAGCAGUCAAAGAUCACGGCCAAGUCCCAGUUUGAUGACAUGGAGACGGAGAUUGCAGAGGUCAGAAAGCAGUUGUCCUCACAGCAGAAGGAGAUUGCCGCCAUACAGAAGACUAUCACGUCUCUAGAGACCAAGCUGGAACAGAAGAAAGCAGACAGGCAUAGCUUACUGAAGACUUGCAAAAUGGAGGACAUCAAACUCCCGUUAAAGCAGGGCACGAUGGAUGACAUCACCCAGGACGCGGACACGUCCAGUCAGGCAGAACCAGGAGAGAGCACCACUUACGACAGCAUGAGCAGCCAGGGUGCCAAGGCCAUCUACGAGAAGGAGGCUAAGAUCCUGGUCAACUACGAUAUGCUGGACGAGGACCUGCUGGAUCUGGUGCAGUCUGAUGAGAUCAAGAAGAAGCAUGACUCUAUGGUGAAAGCAGUGGCAGAUAUGCAGAACACCAUUCAGAGGAUCAAUGCUCCCAAUAUGAAGGCUAUGGAGAAACUUGAUGGUGUGAAGGAAAGGCUCCAUGAGACUUCAGAAGAUUUUGAACAGGCCCGUCGCCGAGCAAAGAAAGCCAAACAAGCCUUUGAGAAAGUCCGCAAGGAGAGAUAUGAUCGCUUCAUGGCAUGCUUCGAACAUGUGUCCAACAGGAUUGAUGAAAUUUACAAGGCACUAUCAAAGAACCAGAGUGCCCAGGCAUUCCUUGGUCCAGAAAACCCCGAGGAGCCAUACCUGGACGGCACCAACUAUAACUGUGUGGCGCCAGGGAAGAGGUUCCGUCCCAUGGACAACCUGUCUGGCGGAGAGAAGACAGUGGCAGCCCUGGCGCUGUUGUUUGCCAUCCACAGUUUUCAACCAGCACCAUUCUUUGUGCUUGACGAGAUUGAUGCUGCUUUGGAUAAUACUAAUAUUGGCAAAGUUGCCCAGUACAUCAAGGACCAGUCAGAGGGCAGCUUCCAGUGUAUAGUGAUCUCCCUGAAGGAGGAGUUCUAUAACAAGGCUGAUGCCUUGGUGGGAAUCUACCCAGAGCAAGGGGAGUGUAUAGUAAGCAAAGUGUUGACACUGGAUCUCACAGAUUAUGCCAUGGAAGCUGAAUAGGUGGAGCCACUUGUCACAUUGCAGACAAUAUAGGGGGAGCUGCUAGCAGAUAUUGCAGUGUAGGAUUUGUGAGUGAAGAGCACAAAAUGUGGUCACAAUGUGUUCCAUAUGAUAAUAAAAGAAGAGAAAAUGGACAUUUUGCAAUAACUUGCUAUGCUUUGGGCAUUCCUUUGGAUCUAAAAUUAAAGUGGGAGGAGAUUUUGAAAAGAAUGCAUGUGUAUUUUAUUUGUUAAAAACAGAUGGAAGCAUUUUCUUUUUUAAAGUGUAAAGAUUUAUGAACCCAGGAUUGAAAAUGUUAAUGUGUUAAAUGUUUAAGUUGAUGUUUGUUUGAUAUAAUGUCAGCAAAGUAAGUCGGUUCUUUUACAGUUUUUAAGAUUUACAAGUUAGUCUUGUACAUCCAUGUCAAAGUUUAUUAUGGCAUUAUGUAUGAUGUCAGAUGGAGCUUCUUUGGUCUAAAAUGAGAAAUUAUGUAGGUAUUUUAAGACUUUUAGGAUGCCUCUGGACAUAACGUUAGAAAGUCUUUUAUUCAAGUUGACAAAUCGAAAAUAUUGGUACAAAAUGGAUUGUCAAAAUUGUAGUUCUUCAGAAUCACUUGUGAAAUGAAGGAACAUUUUUUUUUCAAUUUAAAUGCUUUUUUGUAACUGUAAACAUGUUGUUUAAAAGUCUAGAUUUUUAGCUUAAUAUAAUAAACAUUUAUAUCACUUGUGUGUA